Messenger RNA from Schistosoma turkestanicum, 1971 nucleotides. Lineage: Eukaryota; Metazoa; Platyhelminthes; Trematoda; Strigeidida; Schistosomatidae. The record is from the annotation of a GenBank genome assembly.
UUCUUGCGCGUAAUAUAAUUGUUUCGCUUAUUUUCUACUAUCAUCUCAAAUUGUACUGAACAUACCACAACUGUCAAACGAUUACACUGCAAAACAUUGCGGUACUGACAUCUGGAACCGGACUUUAAUAGUUCCGGAUUUAAAAAUAAAUAGAACCAUAUUUAUUGACACGAGUGAAUCAUGGAUUAUAUGGCGUACGUAACGAGUCCGCUAUUAGUUUUUGAUCAGGUUUAUGGUAGUCUUGAAGGGAGUAAUAAGUCAGAUUUUGUAACCGAGAUACAAAAGGUUUUGCAAAAUCAUCACCUAAAGGUCCCACUAUUUGGGAACACGUCAUUGGAACAAAUCCCCGAUGGACAUUUGGUGCGCAUUGUUGGAAUGGUUCAGGAUAUGUUCAAUGCAGAGUUGUAUAUGGACUCAUUUCGCCUAUCAACAAACGAUAGUACUAUCAGGUCUCUUAGAUAUCGGGAUUUCAGCUGUCUUGAAAAUAAUGAAGAUGUAGCUGUAGUUGAUGUCAAAUUUUCUGAACGUCAGUCAUUCUACAUAGUGCCAGUACCAGGAGAGUCUCACUGGGUCAAAGAAAUUAGAGAAAAGGAAAAUGAGUAUACUUCAUUGAUUACAACAACAUCGGGUCAUAAACGUCAUUUACAUGAAUCUACGGAUGAUGUAAUGAUACACAAGAAGCCAAAAUGCACAGCGACAGAAACUGAUUCGAAUCCAUUGAAGUUCCGGAAACAUUUCCCUUUAAUAGAAGAAGAGAAUAAUGAGAAGAAAAUUGGUGCUUUAUUACGUGUAUAUGACACAGUACAAACUCAGCUGAAAAUUAAUGAUAUUGUUGAAGUUUAUGGAAUAUUAGAACAUGCACGUCUUUGUGAUGCAUUACCGGAAGAUUCAUAUGAACCGGAAGAGAAAUGCAAUGAACCUCUACCUCGAAUACAUGCUAUUAUAGUCCAUGCUUUAGCACAUAAUAAUCCUCUUGUAUGUAAUAAUAUUUCAAUGGAGUCAAUUAGUAAGAAUCUUAAUGAUAUUCAAUCUAUUCGUAUGAAAUUAAUGAAAAUUCUUACUACAUUGUUUAGUGGUGAUGAAAUUGUAGCGGAAUAUAUACUUUUACAUCUUAUAUCGACCCGCUUAACCACAGAUUCACCAUAUGCUAAUCAUUUACCAGCUUUGAAUGUUUAUUCCAAUCAUUCGAUUACAACAACAAAGCCGACAUCAAAUAGUAUUGAUUCAUUCGAUGUAGAUAAACGUCUACUCUUCACACUAUAUAAUCGUUUACAUCAUUUCUUACCAAAAUUAGUUACACAUUUAGCUACUGUAGAAUUUACAAUCAAAUCACUUAAUGAUGGACCAUGUUUAUUUCCUAUUCGUGAUGUAAACAAAGGUUGUUUAAAUCCUGGACGUUUACAAUUACCACAAGGAACGGAAAUACUUGUCAAUGAAAUAGAAAUGGAUUCUGGUCAGUUACAACAGAAAGGUUUAUUAAAUUUUGAAGCUUUAAGUUCUGUGGCUAUGAAUCAACGUUUACUAUAUGAUUUUCAAUUUUAUACACAAAAUUGGGAUACAAAUUUACGCUUAUUAAUUCUGUCCGUUGUACCAUCUUUGAUUAAAUCUGUUCUAUCAUUACCAUGGGAACCAGAAUCAUGUGAACUUAAUGAAAAUGAUGUACAUAUCACUAUUUCUGAAAGUGAAUUCAAUGAUCUACGUAAAUAUUUGACAGUUUUAUCAUUGAGUAAUGAAAAUUAUUCAAUGGAUAUUGAAUUACAAGAGCGUAUCAAUCAAGAUUUUGUCCAAUGGCGCAGGGAUAAGUCAACAUACAUAGAAGCUGAUGAAUUCGCGAUUAUGUUAUGUUUACUCAGAUUUUAUUGUCUAACUUAUGGAAUGCAAUCUCCCACACUGGAACAUUGGUUACAUAUCGUAGAAUUGGAAAGUAAACGAAAGUCAAGAAUUGUGUCAUCCAAAUCACGAACCUCCUAA